This is a messenger RNA of Juglans microcarpa x Juglans regia, 864 nucleotides long. Its product is annotated as MAPK kinase substrate protein At1g80180-like. NCBI's taxonomy places the organism in Eukaryota, Viridiplantae, Streptophyta, Magnoliopsida, Fagales, Juglandaceae. The transcript has a single exon. The record is from RefSeq and is a predicted model, not a curated record. Bases 182 to 559 code for a protein of 125 amino acids.
GUUACCUGCUUUUUUUUUUUUUUUAACCUGCUCGAUGUCUCUUAAACCAAACCUUCUUCAUAUAUACGAUCCUCCGCUUACUCUUCCUCUUCCUAUUUUUUUUUUUUUUUUUUUUUUUUCAUAUAGUGCUUGAGAAAGAUCCAGAGACAGAGAGAGACAGAGAGAGCGAGAGGGAAAGGGUAUGGCAGGUUUGCAAAGAUCUGCGGUUUCGUUUAGGAGACAAGGUUCAUCAGGGCUUGUAUGGGAAGACAGAUUUUUGUCGGGGGAGCUCAACCAAAAAGAAGACCGCGGACAAGCUGGACAAGAAGCACAACAAGAGCUAGAGAUCAAGCCCGAUAUCAAAGAUAUCAAGACAUCAAGAACCGUCGGAGCAACCAACACCAUCGAGCGCAGCCGUUCGAACGGUGGAGCACGCGGAUACCGAACCGGAAAGGUGUCCCCGGCGAUCGAGCCACCUUCGCCUAAGGUCUCUGCGUGUGGGUUUUGCAGUGCUUUCGGAAAGACGGGGAAAAAGGGCACUAGAAGGACAAAGCCGGCUGUUAAGCAUAGAUCAAGGUAAUUCGGUGUUUACCGGUGACCGGAGGCGGGAUAUUCCGGUCUUCGUGGAGUAAUAUGCAGGUUCUUUAAUAGUAUUCACGGUAUAUGUUUUUCGUUAAUUUCUAGCUCGGUAGGGGUUAAGUUCAUCUCAUGAUCAAUAUAGGUGAGACGUAAGAGUUUUGGAAACCAAAAGAUUUAGACAGACGGACGAAUUCAGCAUGCUUUGGCCGGUUCUAAAUUGCAUGUUACUUAUCUGUUGUCAUGUUUGAUGUUUUAUUUCUCUUAGAUCCUGGAGAUGGAUGUAGUUAUUUGUAUAUAUUUGGUGCC